Molecule: messenger RNA, 820 nt
Organism: Saccostrea cuccullata (small rock oyster)
Lineage: Eukaryota; Metazoa; Mollusca; Bivalvia; Ostreida; Ostreidae
Product: mitogen-activated protein kinase kinase kinase 4-like
Exons: 5
Coding region: 36-629 (197 amino acids)
Biological process (GO): protein phosphorylation
Molecular function (GO): ATP binding; protein kinase activity
Source: RefSeq, a predicted model, not a curated record
UUAUAUAUUCCUAUUAUUUGGAAUAUUAGGAUGAAAUGUUGGUGUUCAUGGAAUACUGUGAUCGUGGGACACUGGAAGAGGCAGCCAAAAUGGGACUUCCUGAACACAACAUUAGAGUAUACACCAGAGAAAUUCUGCUAGCUAUCAACCAUUUACAUGAAAAUAACAUAUUACACAGAGAUAUAAAGGGUGCCAACAUAUUUUUGACUUCCAGUGGGUGUUUAAAACUUGGAGAUUUUGGAUGCUCAGAAAAACUUAAAAGCCAUGCAACUCUGCCAGGCGAGUUCAACAGCCUUGUAGGAACUAUGGCAUACAUGGCACCUGAAGUGAUCACAAGAAAUGCAUCUCAAGGUCAUGGAAGAGCAGCUGAUAUUUGGAGUCUGGGAUGUGUAGUCAUAGAAAUGUCAGCAGGAAAGAGACCUUGGCAUGAACUAGAAAAUAGUGCACAGAUCAUGUUCAAAGUGGGCAUGGGAGGAAAACCCCAAAUUCCAGAAAGUUUAAGUGCAGAGGGUAAAGAUUUCCUGGUCCAGUGCUUUAGAAGUGACCCGGUGGAGCGGAGUACAGCAGCAGAACUUCUAGAUCACCCUUUUGUCAAGGUGCAAGUUGAAGAACAGGAUGGAGAGACUUGAUACUUUCAUUGAAGAUUUUAUACACAUUAAUACAUUUUUGUUUUACUUUUUAUGCCAUUCCUGUAUAAAUUAAGCAUAACCAUGCAGGCUGUUAUAUUGAUUAAUUGUUUGUACAUGUAUUUGUAUACCUAAAAGGCAUGCAUGGAAGAACACAAUAUUUUCCUGUUAUUAAAAACAAGUUUCAAUAUUCA